This is a messenger RNA of Staurois parvus, 252 nucleotides long. The record is from the annotation of a GenBank genome assembly. Lineage: Eukaryota; Metazoa; Chordata; Amphibia; Anura; Ranidae.
AGCUCUCCGGUGUCCCGCGUAGUUUAUAACGGCAAGCGCCCCACAAGCAGCACACGCUCUCCAAGCAGCAGCGAGAUAUUCACACCAGCUCAUGAGGAGAAUGUACGUUUCAUUUAUGAAGCAUGGCAGAGUGUGGAGCGGGACCUGAGAAACCAAGUGUCUGGUGGGGACCGCGGAUUUGUGGAAGAGUACGUGGAAAAGCAGCCAAGCAACAACCUGAAAUGUAAGUCCUGCUAUUUCAAGACAUCCUAA